UGGUCUUCUAUAAUUUAUUUUGUAUCUAAGCAUUGGACGGUGCACAAAUAUGAAAUCAUUUUUUACGAUAUGUCUACAAGCUGUUCUUUUUUUAAUCACCUGCAGAGUAAUGGCCCAAUUUUUCCCAACAACACCUUUAAGUGCAGUCCAAUUAGCUGCCAACAGAAAUAAAGCGCUUAGGCAAGGGGUUUCAAAAGCAACAACAGAAAAGGAAGCUGUAAAUGUACCGCCUAAGAGAGACUGCGUCUGCUCCAAGAUCUACGAUCCAGUCUGCGCUUCGAACAACGAGUCUUAUUAUAAUCUUUGCUACUUAGAAUGCAGAGUACCGCCAUCUUUAAACGUGACUGUAGUCCAUCAAGGAAACUGCAUACCUUUUUAAUAAUUUUAAGUAAUCAUUAUUGAUCUGGAAUAAACGAUACCUUGUUUUAACUUGCCUAAUUCGACCCAUUUGCUCUGAGGAAUUGAUGUAAUUUCUCUCUCAGAAAAAUCUUAAAAAGAGAGAAACGUUGAAUUUGCUAUGGAACAGCAUAUAUAUUAUUUUCCAUAUCUUCAAUAAUACUACUUUACGUCUUUUAAUUUAUAUAUUUUUUUAGUCAUAUAAGACCAAGUAUCUAUCGAACCAAUAGCAAACUACACGUGCCUAUCAAAUUAUAGACAUAGUGACCCAAAACCGAAGCUAAUAAAUAAUAUAUCGAAUGGUAAAGAUUUAUCAACAUUCAUCCAUGUCUUUGAUACCUAAAUUAGGUUCCACGUUUAUUUAUCUAACCUUUUUCGUAUAUACCAGGGAGCC
Molecule: messenger RNA, 790 nt
Organism: Trichoplusia ni (cabbage looper)
Lineage: Eukaryota; Metazoa; Arthropoda; Insecta; Lepidoptera; Noctuidae
Exons: 3
Coding region: 50-379 (109 amino acids)
Molecular function (GO): protein binding
Source: RefSeq, a predicted model, not a curated record